AGAAGCCAGCCAGAAGUUUGGGAUUGAGAAGUGAAAAUAACACAAGGACCUGAAAGUUAAUCGAAGGAGCCAGAGGAGACUUGUGAUUAAAAAAAAGGAAGAGCAACAGGAAAAAUAGCGAAGAUGGGGAGGAAAAAGAUUCAGAUAGCUCGGAUUAUGGAUGAACGGAAUCGACAUGUGACGUUCACGAAGCGUAAGUUUGGCCUGAUGAAGAAAGCAUACGAGCUGAGCGUGCUGUGCGACUGCGAGAUCGCCCUCAUCAUCUUCAACAGCACCAACAAGCUGUUUCAGUACGCCAGCACCGACAUGGACAAAGUUCUGCUCAAAUAUACCGAAUACAAUGAGCCGCAUGAGAGCCGGACCAACUCUGACAUCGUGGACACGCUGCGUAAGAAGGGUUUAAACGGCUGUGACAGCCCCGACAUCGAGGCCGACGACUCUGCUGGCCAGAGCCCAGAGUCGGACGACAAGUACCGCAAAAUCAACGAAGACAUCGACCUGAUGAUUAACAGGCAGAGACUCUGUCAGGGUCUGCCUCCAUCCAGCUAUGACAUGGGGGUGUCCCUUCCCGGUGGCAACCCCGGUGGGCUGCUGUACUCCCACCAGGGCAUUGGGGGGGGUCUGGGCAACCACAACGUGCUGCCCAUGUCACACUCCUCCCUGCAGAGAAACAGCCUGUCCCCUCAGCGGCCCUCCAGCACUGGGAACGCAGGUCUGAUGGGUUCAGAGCUGCCCAGCACUGUGGUCUCCAGUGUCGGAAAUGGCAGCUACAACCACUGCAGCUCCCCCGGCCUGAUGUCUCCAGCAGGAGUCUCCAAGAACAUGCAGGACAAGAGUCCUCCUUCAAUGAGCAUGAGCCGCAAACCCGACCUGCGAACACUGAUGCCGCCCUCCAACAAGUGCAACAACAUGCCGACUGUUAACCAGAGAAUAAAUCACUCCCAGACCGCUCAGACGCUGUCCACUCCUGCAGUCUCUCUCUCUGCUGCCACGGUGCCUGGUCAGGGGAUGGGCGGUUAUCCUUCUGCACUGUCCUCCUCCUACGGCACAGAGUUCUCCCUCGGCACCGACCUGUCCUCUCUGUCUGGGUUUGGAAGUUCUGGUCUCGGAUCAGUGACAAGCUGGCAGCAGCAGCAGAUACAGAAUCUACAGCAUUCUGCGCUCGGACACAUGGGGAACUUGUGCCAGAACUCGAACCUCAACCUACCCUCCAGCCAUCAGAACCUCCACAUCAAGUCUGAGCCAGCAUCCCCUCCCAGAGACCGGAGCGUUGGCAUGAUGGGCGUGGGACUUGGAGGAGGCGUCACCACGGCUGGAUACUCCAUCGCCGGCAGGGGUCCCCACGAACCGGGCCGCUCCCCCGGCGACAGCGCAUCCAGCUGCGGGAGCUCGUACGAAGGCAGCGAGGACCGUGACGAUCACCACGGCAACGACAGCUUCCUUCUCCGACCUUUGCCUAAUCAGGAUGAGCGCCACAGCCCGUCAGUCAAACGGAUGAGGCUAACGGAGGGUUGGGCGACAUGAUUGGAGUCAGUCUGCAACCAGAAGGGAGGGAAAUGUUAGUAAAGUUACCUUAUAGUGUUAUUAUUAUUAUUAUUAUUAUGAUUAUUAAUAAUAUCAUAUUCUUGUACUGAGUGGGUGUGCUAUAUGUGUAAUGGUAACAUGUACAUGGGGGGGGAGGGGGGGCUGUUUUGUAUGAAUACAGUGAUGCUCUGCUGUAUUUACAUGUACUGUAGGUAGACUUCACACUAGAGGAAUGACUUCUUGGAGAUCAGGGCCGGUUUACAAAACUUGUAAGAAAUUGAUUCUGCAGUUUGGCUUAUGUGUCAAAAAUUCUCAGUUAACAGGUGGAGCUUCAUCUUGUCUUUAUGUGUAAAACUUACAGUUAACUGUCAGUCACAAAGUACAAUUUCUAUACAAUUUAUCACUAAACAUACUCAAAUAAAAUGGAGAUA
This is a messenger RNA of Stegastes partitus (bicolor damselfish), 1955 nucleotides long. RefSeq names its product myocyte-specific enhancer factor 2C-like. Gene Ontology annotation, molecular function: protein dimerization activity; DNA-binding transcription factor activity, RNA polymerase II-specific; RNA polymerase II cis-regulatory region sequence-specific DNA binding. Gene Ontology annotation, biological process: positive regulation of transcription by RNA polymerase II; cell differentiation. The record is from RefSeq and is a predicted model, not a curated record. Bases 124 to 1524 code for a protein of 466 amino acids. Lineage: Eukaryota; Metazoa; Chordata; Actinopteri; Pomacentridae. The transcript is spliced from 9 exons.